AUGGCGGCCCCCGGCGGGCUGGGCCGCUGCGUGGCCGCCUUUUGGCUGGCGCUGGCCUUCGACGCGCUGGGCCUGGCGGUGCUGCUGGCCGGGGUGUUCGCCGACGUGUUCUUCGCCGACCUGCUCAUCUACGCGGGCGGCAUCGGCAUCUUCCUCAGCCUCAUCUGGUGGGUGUUCUGGUACGCGGGCAACUUAGAGGUGCCUCUGGAGGAGCUGCGCGACGACGUGGGGUUGGCGCCGCCCAAGGGCCGCAGGGACAGCGUGCUGCGGGGGCUGGUGCACGGCCUCAGCCGCCGCCUCUCCUCGGCCUUCGGCUCCGCGCCGCGGACCCGAGCCGCCGCCACCGCCGACCUGGAGCUGAGGGGCCCGCGGGGCCGCCCCGCCGAGCCCGGCAGGUGA
Molecule: messenger RNA, 399 nt
Organism: Cygnus atratus (black swan)
Lineage: Eukaryota; Metazoa; Chordata; Aves; Anseriformes; Anatidae
Product: transmembrane protein 238-like
Exons: 1
Coding region: 1-399 (132 amino acids)
Source: RefSeq, a predicted model, not a curated record